GACUUUCUUUUGUCCGAAAAACCCGAUGGCCGACAAACAUUGAGCAGUGGUCGCCAGCCCCGCUCUCCCGCGCCUUUUCCCCCUAAUUAAAUUAAAAAAUACACAAAAAUUAUCGCAUUUUUUAGCUAGUUUUAGUCGAGGAGCACCCAGAGAAUGCCUUCAGACGUGGAAGAGACCGAGUAUCCAGAGGAAGAAGAGGAGCAGGGAGAUGGGGAUGAUGGAGAAGAGGAACAAGGAGACUCAAAUGAAGAGGAGCAAGACGAAGAAUGGGGGGGUGGGAAACGAAAGCGAAAAAAGAGCAAGAAAAGGAAGUCAUCACGGGGUGAACGGGCUCGAAAGAAACGAAAGAAGAAAGAUGAAAGUGAAAGUGAAGGAGAAUUUGAAGAUGAUAGUGGCAGAGUUGACUCUGAUUACCAAGAGGAAACCCAAAGAGGACGAGGAAGAGGAAAAUCACGUGGACGUCACUCUGCUACUCUUGUACCAGCAGCUUCACAAGAGAGUGGUGGUGGUGAUCAGAUGCCAACAGUGGCAGAGGUUUGUGAAAGUUUUGGUCUGAAUGAUGUUGAGCUGGAGUAUACUGAGAAUGACUACCAGACUUUGACCACUUACAAACUCUUCCAGCAGCAUGUACGACCUUUAUUGGCCAAAGAAAAUCCUAGGGUACCUGUGUCAAAACUUAUGAUGUUGGUCGCUGCCAAGUGGAGAGAAUUCACUGCUCGUGGUCAGGAGGACGAUGAGGAGGAGGACGAGGAAGAGGAAGAAGUUGUUGAAGAGGAGGAACCAGAACCAGAGCCUGUUCAGAUAACCCCAAAGGGUAGGGGACGACCUAGAAAGUCUAAAGUAGAUGAUGAAGCUGAAGAAGAAUUUGAUGAAGACAGUGAAGGAGUCGGCAAGAAAAAACGAGGUCGUAAACGCACCGUCACUGGAGACAGUAAGGCCAAGAAGGGUGGCAAAGUCCCUACCUUGAAGAUAAAGUUGGGAAAGCGGAAGAAGGACACCUCGGUGAGUCUGGUUCAAGACAGGGGGUUGAACAAAAACUAUGAGCCGGUCCAGCAGGAACACACGAACGAGGAUGACUCAAGCCAGGACAGUGAUGCAGAGUUUGAACAGAUGCUGGCUGAAGCUGAAGACAUGAACAAAGCUGAGGAUGAAGCAGAAAUUGCAGCAGGAGCAAAAAAGAAAGCCAAAGCAAAGAUUGGGAGUAAGAGCAAAAGGAGAAAGCGUAUAAAGGCCAAGGACGAGGAUGGUUAUGAAACGGACCACCAAUCUCCCCCCAACCAGGACUACUGUGAGGUGUGCCAGCAGGGAGGGGAAAUAAUCCUAUGUGACACUUGCCCAAAGGCAUACCAUCUAGUUUGCCUAGAGCCAGAGCUGGAAGAGGCUCCUGAGGGCAAGUGGUCAUGCCCUACCUGUGAAGCUGAGGGGGUGAAGGAAGAAGAUGAGCAUAUGGAAUAUUGCAAGGUUUGCAAGGUCAGUAAACAUCAGGAUGGAGGGGAGCUGCUUUGCUGCGAUUCAUGUGUUAAUGCCUAUCAUACAUACUGCUUGUCACCACCGUUAUAUCAAGUCCCAGAAGGAGAGUGGACAUGUCAGCGGUGUGCUUGUGAACCCCUUCCAGGACGAGUGCAGAAGAUUCUUUUCUGGAGAUUUGUGGACCCACCAAAACCUCCAGAAAACUGGAAAGAAAUUGUUGGUGAUAAAGCUGAUAAAUUCCAGUUCAAGCAGCUACGAGAAUUCUUGGUUAAAUGGGUGGAUAUGUCCUAUUGGCACUGUUCAUGGAUCUCAGAGCUAAUGUUGGAUGUUUAUCAUCCUCAGAUGUUGAGAUCAUAUUUCAAGAAAUUUGACCCAGAUGAACCACCUAUUCCUGGUAUAGAUGAUGAUGAUGAGUUAGGUUCCCAGAGACGGCACAAGAAAGAGCCUGAUCCCAACUCUCUUGAGGAGAGAUACUACAAAUAUGGUAUAAAAUCUACCUGGCUGAAGAUUCACAGAGUCUUGAACCACCGUACAUUGCGAGAUGGUACGACCCAAUACCUAGUUAAAUGGCGGGACUUGCCCUACGACCAGGCUACUUGGGAGGAUGAAGAUGAAGAAAUUGUUGGCUUAAAGACUGCUAUAGAGUUCUACCAUGACCUGCGAGCUGCGUGUAAUGCUGAUGCCGGUAACAAAAACAAGAAAGGUAAAAAGAAAGGAAAGUCUCGUGCCAGGGAGUUAGGCGAUGAGGACCGGGAACCUUCUUCACCUCGGCGCUACACUCCUCCACCUGACAAGCCCAUUACUAACUUAAACAAAAAGUAUGAAAAGCAACCAGAUUUUAUUGAUGGCACUGGACUUUCCCUCCAUGAAUACCAGUUAGAAGGUGUCAAUUGGUUGAGAUACUCGUGGGGUCAAGGAACGGAUACUAUUUUGGCUGAUGAGAUGGGUCUUGGAAAAACUAUUCAAACAAUUGCUUUUCUUUAUUCACUGUAUAAAGAAGGCCAUUCUAAGGGACCAUUCCUUGUGGCUGUCCCCUUGUCUACUAUUAUUAACUGGGAACGUGAAUUUGAAAUGUGGGCUCCUGACUUUUACGUAGUAACUUAUGUGGGUGACCGGGACUCACGAACAAUGAUCCGUGAGCAUGAAUUGUCUUUCGAAGAAGGGGCUGUCCGCAGUGCUUCAAAAGCAACUCGAAUUCGCACAACCAAUGUGAAGUUUAAUGUGUUGUUAACAUCAUAUGAAAUGAUAUCAAUGGACCAGGCUUGCUUGGGCUCCUUGGAAUGGGCAUGUUUAGUUGUAGAUGAAGCUCAUAGACUGAAGAGUAAUCAAUCAAAGUUCUUUCGUGUUUUGAACCAGUACAACAUUGUUUACCGAUUAUUACUGACGGGAACACCUCUACAGAAUAAUUUAGAGGAACUUUUCCAUCUUCUUAACUUCCUUUGUCCAGAGAAAUUUAGCGACUUAUAUGCCUUCCAAAAUGAAUUUGAAGACAUUGCCAAGGAAGACCAAAUAAAGAAGCUUCAUGAUUUAUUGGGACCUCACAUGCUUAGGAGAUUGAAAACAGAUGUCUUAAAGAAUAUGCCGACAAAAUCCGAGUUCAUCAUUCGUGUUGAAUUAUCCCCUCUGCAAAAGAAAUACUACAAAUACAUCCUUACUCGCAACUUUGAGGCGUUAAAUUCAAGAGGUGGCGGACAGCAGGUGUCUCUACUCAAUAUUGUAAUGGAUUUGAAGAAGUGCUGCAACCACCCGUACCUGUUCCCAGCCGCUGCUGAGGAAGCACCAAAGUUGCCCAACGGAAUGUAUGCCACAAGAGACUUGGUGAAGGCCAGUGGCAAGUUUAUUUUGUUGGAGAGCAUGUUGGAAAAACUCAAGAGAGAUGGUCAUCGGGUGCUGAUUUUCUCUCAGAUGACCAAGAUGCUAGAUGUGUUAGAAGAUUUCUGUGAAGGUCUUGGUUAUAAGUAUGAGAGAAUUGAUGGUGGUAUUACAGGUCUGUUACGCCAGGAAGCUAUUGACAGAUUUAAUGCACCAGGAGCUCAGCAGUUCAUGUUCUUGCUGUCAACACGUGCUGGAGGUCUGGGAAUUAACUUGGCCACAGCAGAUACAGUUAUCAUCUAUGACUCUGAUUGGAAUCCACACAAUGAUAUUCAAGCCUUCUCUCGUGCUCAUCGUAUUGGUCAGGCAAACAAAGUCAUGAUCUACCGAUUUGUGACACGUAAUUCCGUGGAAGAACGCGUGACUCAGGUUGCCAAGAGAAAAAUGAUGCUAACUCAUUUGGUUGUACGUCCUGGCAUGGGGGGAUCCAAGUCCACUAACUUUUCAAAACAAGAGCUUGAUGACAUUCUUAGGUUUGGUACUGAAGAGCUUUUCAAGGAAGAAUUAGGAAAGGAAGAUGAAGCUAUCCACUAUGAUAAUCAAGCUAUUGAAGAGCUCCUAGAUCGUAGCAAAGAAGGUAUUGAACAGAAAGAAAACUGGGCCAAUGAAUACCUCAGUUCAUUCAAAGUAGCAUCAUAUGUUACCAAGGAAGGAGAGGAGGAGGAAAUGGAGGAUGUUGAAGUGCUGAAGCAAGAAGCAGACAACACAGACUCUCAGUAUUGGGAACGACUCCUUAGGCAUCACUUCGAGCAACAACAGGAAGACUUGGCACGCACUCUUGGCAAGGGCAAGAGAGUCAGAAAGCAGGUGAACUACAACGAUGCAGCAGAUGGUAGAGAAGACUUGACGUGGCAAGAACAAGGAUCAGACUAUAAUUCUGACUUCUCCAUGCCUUCUGAUAAUGACAAUGAUGAUGAGUUUGAUGAGAAGAAUGAGAGUGAAGGAGGACGGCGAUCCCGUAGGCGAGUUGAUCGAAAUGACAGAGACAGACCCUUACCCCCUCUUUUGGCAAGAGUUGGUGGCAACAUUGAGGUUCUUGGUUUCAAUGCUCGUCAACGAAAGUCCUUCCUCAAUGCUGUCAUGCGCUAUGGUAUGCCACCACAAGAAGCCUUCAAUUCUCAGUGGUUGGUACGAGACCUGCGAGGGAAGAGUGAAAAGUGUUUCCGAGCCUAUACAUCUUUAUUCAUGCGUCAUUUGUGUGAACCGGGCAAUGACAAUGCAGAAACAUUUGCCGAUGGUGUACCCCGGGAAGGCUUAAGUCGUCAACAUGUUCUUACAAGAAUUGGCGUUAUGUCUCUCAUUCGCAAAAAGGUAUCAGAAUUUGAAACUAUCAAUGGCCACUACUCCAUGCCAGAGGCACUCAAUAAACCUAUUGAGACUUUACCUGGAGAUGGAGGGAAGAGCAAUGGUACUUCAGCAUCUGGUACUCCAGCAACAAGUGUAACACCCUCUCCUGCUCCAUCAAUUAAGGGUGAGGUUGAGGAGAAAGAUGAUGAUAAGAAAGAUGAUAAGUUGGAAGAAAAAGAUAAAACAGAAGAAAAGGAGAGUGAAAAGUUGGAGGGAACAGAUAAGGAUGAAAAGAAAGAGGAACAGACUUCUGAUGUAGAAAAGAAAGAGGAAGAAAAUGAAGUGCCUGAAAAGAAGGAAGAAGAGGCAGAAGAAAAGAAAGAUACAGAAGAAACAGAAGAGGUUGACAAGCCAGAUGAGGAAAAGAAAGAGGAAGGCGAGAAGAUGGAAGUAGACAAUAAAGAUGAAGAAAAGAAAGAAGAGAAGACAGAAGAAGUAACAGUAGAUGGGGAAGAAACUAAAGAAGUUAAGGCUGUUGAAGAGAAGUCUGAUGAUGAUGUGGUUACAGGAAAAACUGAAAAGGAAGAAAAGAAAGAUGGAGACAAGGAAUCUGGAAAAGAUGAUGACAAAGAGAAAGAUGAUGAUAAAGAAAAGGAUGGUGACAAGGAUGAAGAUAAGAAAGAUGGGACUAAAAAGAAGGAAAUUGAGCCUAUCUCUAAGAGAAAGUUUAUGUUCAACAUUGCUGAUGGUGGCUUUACAGAACUACAUACCUUGUGGCAAAAUGAAGAAAAAGCAGCCGUACCUGGCCGUGAAUGUGAAAUCUGGCACCGCAGACAUGAUUAUUGGCUGCUCGCAGGCAUUGUAACUCAUGGGUAUGGGCGCUGGCAAGAUAUUCAAAAUGAUAUUCGGUUUGCCAUCAUCAAUGAACCAUUCAAGAUGGAUGUAGGCAAAGGAAACUUCUUAGAAAUCAAGAACAAAUUUCUGGCAAGAAGAUUUAAGCUUCUCGAGCAAGCACUUGUGAUUGAGGAACAACUAAGACGAGCUGCAUUCCUCAACCUACAGCAGGACCCCCAUCACCCAGCAUGUACCCUAAAUGCUCGCUUUGCUGAGGUGGAAUGUUUGGCUGAGUCACACCAACACCUCAGCAAAGAGUCCCUUGCUGGCAACAAACCUGCCAAUGCUGUGCUCAAUAAGGUGCUGAAUCAACUUGAGGAGCUGUUAUCAGAUAUGAAGUCUGAUGUGACGCGACUACCAGCAUCUCUAGCCCGUAUUCCACCAGUGGCGCAGCGCCUGCAAAUGUCAGAGCGCUCCAUCUUAUCUCGCCUAGCCUCUGGAGCUGGUAAUUUGGACAAGACCACUCAAGGGGCAGGUCAAGAGACAACCCCAUUCCCUGUGGGUUAUUCACCUGCAGGUCAACUCCAGACUCUGGGUAACACCAAUUUCGCCAACUUCCGACCCCAGUACUCUCUUCCCGGCGCUGCAACUGCUCCAGGUGUGCCAAGUGCUCAGGUCAGCCUCGCGAGCUUGAGUGCCAGUUUACACAUGCUUGCUGCCUCCAACCCACUUUUGGACUCCACCCUACAGCAGCAGCCACCUACCUCUCAUGCAGGCACCAUCUCUGCUGCAACACGAGCCUCACUCUUAUUGCAUCAGCAACAGCAGCAGCAGCAUCUUCAGCAGCAGUCAUCCGACACCAAAAAUCUUAUCUAUUUGGAUUGAAGCUAGAAGUUGACAUCAUUUACUUUGAUGUCAGCAUAUUUUAUUUUAUUCCCUAACAAGGACCAGUCUUAGGCAUUCCGUGCAGUUUAUAGAGUUUUAUUUGAGUGUAAUCUCAUCAGUGUUAAAAGAUUUGUGCUAGAUUUCAUAAGUGAUCUCAAAUAGAUCUUAGGAAAUUAAUUUAUAUUGUACAAAAUUGUGUACAAUCUUACCUUAAAGGUCUGUAAGAUUUUUAUGUAUUGCCACAGUGGUAAUAAAAAUACCAUAUGGCUAAA
This is a messenger RNA of Cherax quadricarinatus, 6620 nucleotides long. It is a transcript of the gene Mi-2, whose product is annotated as chromodomain-helicase-DNA-binding protein Mi-2 homolog. NCBI's taxonomy places the organism in Eukaryota, Metazoa, Arthropoda, Malacostraca, Decapoda, Parastacidae. Gene Ontology annotation, cellular component: nucleus; chromatin. Gene Ontology annotation, molecular function: chromatin binding; ATP-dependent chromatin remodeler activity; histone binding. Gene Ontology annotation, biological process: chromatin remodeling; negative regulation of transcription by RNA polymerase II. The record is from RefSeq and is a predicted model, not a curated record.